Molecule: messenger RNA, 5604 nt
Organism: Trichechus manatus latirostris (Florida manatee)
Lineage: Eukaryota; Metazoa; Chordata; Mammalia; Sirenia; Trichechidae
Gene: APAF1
Product: apoptotic peptidase activating factor 1
Exons: 27
Coding region: 874-4620 (1248 amino acids)
Biological process (GO): regulation of apoptotic process; apoptotic signaling pathway
Cellular component (GO): apoptosome
Molecular function (GO): ADP binding; protein binding
Source: RefSeq, a predicted model, not a curated record
GCGGCGGCGGCUUCCCCAAGGGGCUAGGGGUGUGUUUAUUUGCGUGCGCGGGCGCGCCCUGUCCAUUCUGGGCCGGCGGGCUGGUUUUGAAUACUCAGCGGUUCUGAAGCGGACCGGAGGAGAUAACGAGUGGAUGGGAUGCUUUAUAUCUGGGUAGAAAGGUUGAGGGAGCUGGAGGUGAGGCGCUUGGGCCAUCAGGGACCAACAAGGACGCGAAGGGGUCGCAGCGGCCUCCGAAGUCUCACCGGCUCCCGUCUGGGUGCAGCUACGGCCUGAGCGAGGAAGUGACAGCCGGAGUAGCUUUCUUCCCUUUGAGUCCUGGGGCGGGGUCCUCGGGAGGGCGGCCCGCGGGCCGGGCCUCACUUCGGAGCCCAGCGACUGUGCGGUGCGGCCGCGAGGAUGACGCCCACUUCCCGGCAUCUCGAGUACUCCAGGGUCUUCAGGCGCCCCGGGCUGCGGAGGCCCAGUUGAGGCACCUGUGAGGCCUGGCCCGAGGUGUUAGCGUCGUUGAGAAGUUCCUCGCCGGAGGUCCGGUUGCCUUUAACCGCCGCCUCCCCCCGCAGGUUUGCUCGUCCCGUUAACACCUCAGCGCAAAGGUCUGGGUUAGUUUGCCUCCCGGCUUUUCGCCCUGAGCCAGAUUCCUGGAGGAUCAGUAGCAGAUUUCAGAGACUGAGGAUUCGGGAACAUGGAAUAUAUAUAAUAUGGUAACCAUUCUGCUCCUGUAUUAGGAAGAGAAAUUAUCUAAUGAGGAAGUAGUGAACUGUUAAGGUUUUCCUUUCUGUUUUACUUCUGUGAAGAGUUUUGGCUUUCCAUUUUGGUGUGUUACAAAAGCUCAAGGUUGACAGCUUAGAAGAGAGAAAAAUUUGAGGAAGGAUGGAUGCAAAAGCUCGAAAUUGUUUGCUUCAACACAGAGAAGCCCUGGAAAGGGACAUCAAGACAUCUUAUAUCAUGGAUCACAUGAUUAGUGAUGGAGUUUUAACAGUAUUGGAGGAGGAAAAAGUAAAAAUUGAGCCCACUCAACAACAACGAGCAGCUAUGCUAAUUAAAAUGAUACUUAAAAAAGAUAAUUAUUGCUACAUAUCAUUCUACAACGCUCUACUACAUGAAGGGUAUAAAGAUUUGGCUGUCCUUCUCCAUGAUGGUGUUCCUGUUGUCUCUUCUUCCAAUAGUAAAGAUUCGGUUGGUGGAAUAACUUCAUAUGUAAGGACAGUCCUAUGUGAAGGUGGAGUACCACAGAGGCCAGUUGUUUUUGUUACUAGAAAGAAGCUGGUUAAUGCAAUUCAGCAGAAGCUCCUCAAACUGAAUGGUGAACCAGGAUGGGUCACCAUAUAUGGAAUGGCAGGCUGUGGGAAGUCUGUAUUAGCUGCCGAAGCUGUUCGAGAUCAUUCUUUCUUAGAAGGUUGUUUCCCAGGAGGUGUGCAUUGGGUUUCAGUUGGGAAACAAGAUAAAUCUGGGCUUCUGAUGAAACUGCAGAAUCUUUGCGCACGGUUGGAUCAGGAUAAUAGUUUCUCCCAGAGGCUUCCACUUAAUAUUGAAGAAGCUAAAGACCGUCUCCGCAUUCUGAUGCUGCACAAACACCCAAGGUCUCUUUUGAUCUUGGAUGAUGUUUGGGAUCCUUGGGUUUUAAAAGCUUUUGACAAUCAGUGUCAAAUUCUUCUUACAACCAGAGACAAGAGUGUUACAGAUUCAGUAAUGGGCCCUAAAUAUGUAGUUCCUGUGGAGAGUGGCUUAGGAAAAGAAAAAGGACUUGAAAUUUUAUCCCUUUUUGUUAAUAUGAAGAAAGCAGAUUUGCCAGAACAAGCUCAUAGUAUUAUAAGAGAAUGUAAAGGUUCUCCUCUUGUAGUGUCUUUAAUUGGUGCGCUUUUACGUGAUUUUCCCAAUCGUUGGGAGUACUACCUCAGGCAACUUCAGAAUAAGCAAUUUAAGAGAAUCAGGAAAUCUUCGUUUUAUGAUUAUGAGGCUUUGGAUGAAGCCAUGUCUAUAAGUGUUGAAAUGCUCAGAGAAGACAUCAAGAAUUAUUACACAGAUCUUUCCAUCCUUCAGAAGGAUGUUAAAGUGCCUACAAAGGUUUUAUGUAUUCUCUGGGACAUGGAAACUGAAGAAGUUGAAGACAUACUGCAGGAGUUUGUUAAUAAGUCUCUCUUAUUCUGUGAUCGGAAUGGAAGGUCAUUUCAUUAUUAUUUACAUGAUCUUCAAGUAGACUUCCUUACAGAGAAGAAUCGCAGCCAACUUCAGGAUCUGCAUAAGAAGAUGAUUACUCAGUUCCGAAGGCAUCAUCAGCUACAUCGUCUUUCACCAGAUCAGGAGGAUUGCAUGUAUUGGUACAACUUUCUGGCCUAUCACAUGGCCAGUGCCAGUAUGCACAAAGAACUUUGUGCUUUAAUGUUUUCCCUGGAUUGGAUUAAAGCAAAAACAGAACUUGUAGGCCCUGCUCAUCUGAUUCAUGAAUUUGUGGAAUACAGGCAUAUACUGGAUGAAAAGGAUUACACAGUCUGUGAGAAUUUUCAGGAGUUUUUAUCUUUAAAUGGGCACCUUCUUGGACGACAGCCAUUUCCUAAUAUUGUGCAACUGGGUCUCUGUGAACCAGAAACUUCAGAAGUUUAUCAGCAAGCUAAGCUGCAGGCCAAGCAGGAGGUCGACAGUGGAAUGCUUUACCUGGAGUGGAUAAACAAAAAAAACAUCGAGAAUCUCUCCCGCUUAGUUGUCCGCCCCCAUACAGAUGCUGUUUACCAUGCCUGCUUUUCUGAGGAUGGCCAGAGAAUAGCGUCUUGUGGAGCUGAUAAAACCUUACAGGUGUUCAAAGCUGAAACAGGAGAGAAACUUCUAGAAAUCAAGGCUCAUGAAGAUGAAGUGCUUUGCUGUGCAUUCUCUGCAGAUGAUAGCUUUAUAGCAACCUGUUCAGUGGAUAAAAAAGUGAAAAUUUGGGAUUCUAUGACUGGGAAUCUAGUACAUACCUAUGAUGAGCACUCAGAGCAAGUCAAUUGCUGCCAUUUCACGAACGACAGGCAUCACCUUCUCCUAGCCACUGCAUCAAGUGAUUACUUCCUCAAACUCUGGGAUUUGAAUCAAAAAGAAUGUCGAAAUACCAUGUUUGGCCAUACAGAUUCAGUCAAUCACUGUAGAUUUUCACCAGAUGAUAAGCUUUUGGCCAGUUGUUCGGCUGAUGGAUCAUUAAAGCUUUGGGAUGUGAGAUCAGCAAAUGAGAGGAAAAGCAUUAAUGUGAAGCAGAUCCUAAAUGCGGAAGAGACUCAAGAGGAUAUGGAAGUGACAGUAAAAUGUUGUUCCUGGUCUGCUGAUGGUGCCAGGAUAAUGGUGGCAGCAAAUAAUAUAAUCUGUCUUUUUGACAUUGAUACCAGUGACCAGUUGGCAAAAAUCCACACAGGACAUCAUAGUACCAUCCAGUACUGUGACUUCUCUCCUUGUAACCAUUUGGUAGUGGUGGCUUUGUCUCAGUACUGUGUGGAGUUGUGGAAUAUAGACCCGUGUUUAAAAGUAGCUGACUGCAGAGGACAUUUAAGUUGGGUUCAUUCUGUGAUGUUUUCUCCUGAUGGAUCAUCAUUUUUGACAUCUUCUGAUGACCAGACAAUCAGGCUCUGGGAGACAAAGAAAGUAUGUAAGAACUCUGUAACAGUGUUAAAGCAAGAAAUAGAUGUUGUGUUUCAGGAGAGUGAAGUGAUGGUUCUCGCAGUUGACAAUGUAAAACAUCUACAACUCAUUAAUGGAAAAACAGGUCAGACUGAUUAUCUGACUGAAGCUCAAGUUAGUUGCUGUUGCUUAAGUCCAGACCUUCAGUACAUUGCGUUUGGAGAUGAAGAUGGGGCCAUUGAGAUUUUAGAACUCCUAAAUGGCAGAAUCUUCCAGUCCAGGAUUGGACACAAGAAAGCUGUAUGGCACAUUCAGUUCACAGCUGAUGGGAAGACACUUAUUUCAAGCUCUGAUGAUUCUGCAAUUCAGGUAUGGAAUUGGCAGUCAGAGGACUAUGUCCUUCUGCAAGCCCAUCAGGAAACAGUGAAAGACUUUAGGCUCUUGAAAAAUUCAAGACUGCUUUCUUGGUCAUUUGAUGGAACAGUGAAGGUGUGGAAUAUUAUUACUGGAAGAAUAGAAAAAGACUUUGUCUGUCACCAGGAUACAGUACUUUCUUGUGAUAUUUCUCCUGAUUCUACCAAGUUUUCAUCUACCUCUGCUGACAAGACUGCAAAGAUUUGGAAUUUUGAACCCCUUUCCCUUCUUCAUGAAUUGAGUGGCCAUGACAGCUGUGUGCGCUGCUCUGUCUUCUCUGUGGACAGUACCCUGCUGGCGACUGGAGAUGACAACGGAGAAAUCAGGAUAUGGAAUGUCUCAAACGGUGAGCUGCUUCAUUUGUGUGCUCCGAUUUCAGUAGAAGAAGGAGUUGCUACCCACGAAGGCUGGGUGACCGACCUUUGUUUUUCUCCAGAUAGCAAAAUGCUUGUCUCUGCCGGGGGAUAUCUUAAGUGGUGGAAUGUUGUCACUGGGGAAUCUUUACAGACCUUCUACACCAACGGAACCAAUCUGAAGAAAAUACACGUGUCCCCUGACUUCAGAACAUUUGUGACUGUUGAUAAUCUUGGUAUUUUAUAUAUUUUACAGAUUUUAGAGUAAAAUAGUUAAGCAUUAAUCUGAGUUGAAUUCUUUUAAAUUUUGAAUUGUAAAGAAAUUGUAAUGAAACUCUGCAUUUCAACUUUUUGUAAAACUGUGAAUUGUUUUGUAGUAUUGCAUUCAUUAUAAAAGUGUUUGUUGUUGGAUGAAUAAUACUAAUCUAGUUUUUCCCCAAAUGAACACACCUUUAGUCUUGUUUUUCAUAAUCAUUGUCUUUAUUGUUAACAGUUUGUCCUUAAGGUACAAAUGGAAAUGUAAAUACAUACCUUGUUAUACUGUUGGUAAAAUUCUUUCUUGAUACAUUCAAAUUGGUUAACAUAAUUAAUGAGAAUAAUUUGAAGGAAAUCUGUAUUUUAAUAUGAUCAUUAUGCAGGCUAUGCCUCAGGGUAACAGCAGCCUGCUUUCAGAUCCACACUCUCAAAUACAAUCUUGGAGCUUAUUUGCACUCUUUAAAUUUGCUUUAAACAUAAUGUGUCUCUGUGAACAGUCUGCAGCAUUUCCUUUAACUAACUUGAUUAGUGAGUCUUGGAUUUCAAAAGUUCUUUCUAUGAAGGAAAAUUAAUGUGUGUUAGAGAGAGUAGAUUUUAUUGGUCUACCAUUUUCCGAUUGUAGCUGAUGGCAGCCCCGGGCCAUAAAUGGACUCCAAUUGCCAGCAUAUGAGUUGAGCACUAUCCUAUCUCAGUUUUUGUACAUACCAGACUUCUUACCUGUCUGAACUUGACCUUUCUCAAUCCUCACUUUUUCCUUUUUUUAGCAAUUGAUCACAGUUAAAUGUUAGUAAAUCAGAAUAGAGAGGGGCCAGUUUUAAUCCUAAAUUUUAAUAAUAGGAUUUUUCUAAGAAAUGUAAAAUGGUAAAGUCUAUUUUCCUUUUACUUUUAGAUACUUUUAGCAUUGUCAGUGCUAUUCUGUUAGUGAGUUUCAACAGAGAAUUCUCUGUGACUUUCUAUGCAGUUCCAGAAGAGUCGUUGUGACUGUGGAAGAUGUCAA